This is a messenger RNA of Nelumbo nucifera (sacred lotus), 1665 nucleotides long. Its product is annotated as acyl transferase 4-like. NCBI's taxonomy places the organism in Eukaryota, Viridiplantae, Streptophyta, Magnoliopsida, Proteales, Nelumbonaceae. The record is from RefSeq and is a predicted model, not a curated record.
UGAUCAUCCCUGUCCUUUGAGUUAAAUUAUUUUUGGCUCAGGCCAAUCCAAGCACAGCAGAAUGCAGGAGGCCAACUCCAUUAACUGAUCAGCUAAUGAAGCUCUCACCUAUAAAAUGGCAGAAAUGAAGCCCAGCUUUACACACACAGAAGAAGCUUAGAUAUAUAGAGCUUCUUGCUUUGUGCUUAUUUUCCUUGUCACCCCAGAAAUCUUUUCACCAUGACUUUCUCUGUGAUCAGAUCAGCUAGAAGCAUGGUCCGGCCAUCUGGGCCGACUCCGUCCGGCGUGCUCGAUCUCUCCUUCAUUGAUGGAAUGCCGGCCUUGCGGACCAAAGUUAGAGCUCUGCAUGUGUUCAGGCAUGGCCAGGAAGCUGCAAAGGUCAUAAGUGAAGCCUUGUCUAAGGCACUGGUUCCAUACUAUCCCAUGGCGGGGAGGCUAAAGGAAUCAAGCCAAGGGGUGCUCCAGAUUUCCUGCACUGGAGAAGGCAUCUGGUUCGUCCAGGCAUCUGCUAAUUGCAGUCUUGAAACGGUUAAUUAUUUUGAUAAUGUUGGCAUGACGCCAAACGAUAAGCUCCUUCCAGAUCAACCUUUUGAAGCUAAUGGCAUGGACCCUCUUGUGCAAAUGCAGGUGACUGAGUUCACAUGCAGCGGGUUUGUGAUAGGAUUCAUCUUCUGCCACGCCAUUUGCGACGGCCUAGGAAUGGCACAAUUCUUGAACGCAGUUGGUGAAUUUGCGAGAGGCUUGCAGCAACCCAGCGUUGCACCAGUCUGGCUUAGAGAAAUCAUCCCAACGCCACCACGACUACUCCGCGCAGCCACCGGACCUACCCCCCGACGACCACCACCGCCCUCGUCGCCACCACUUACCAUGCCGGAUUACAAGCUACAACAUGCCACCAUAGACAUUUCUCCAGAUGGAAUCAACCAACUGAAGGGAGAGUUCCUAGAGCUGACGGGGCGGACCUGCUCCACGUUUGAGGUGGUAGCUGCCUGCCUGUGGAGCUGCCGAACACGAGCCAUAGAUUUCAAAAGGGGCACCCAAGUCAAGCUCGUCUACCUCGCCAAUGGCCGUCACCUCUUCAAUCCACCAUUACCGAAAGGUUUUUACGGCAACUGUUUCUUCCCAAUAAACGUGACAGUUUCCAGUGAGGCACUGUCGCAGGCAUCCAUUGCCGAGGUUAUUAAGCUGAUACAGGAGGCCAGGUCUAGAGAGCUCAUUGAGUUCACCAAGUGGUUGGACGGAGAUUCUGGGGAAGCUGGUGCAGACUCAUAUGCUCCUUCUGUCAUCUACUCUAGAUUGGUUGUAUCUGAGUGGGGCCGUUUGGGGUUGAAUCAAGUCGACUAUGGGUGGGGCCGUCCAGUUCAUCUUGUCCCCAUUGAAGGCUCUACCAUAGCCCCAGUUGCAAUCAUAGGAUACCCACCUACCCCAAAGAAGGGCAUCCGUCUGAUGACAUGGAGCGUCAAAGGGGCCCACUUGCCAUGCUUCCUUGAGCAGAUGAUGAACCUGGGUUUAGAUGGGAGUGGAGUGUCUCUAGGAUUGUUAAGAUCAGCUUCUUUGUAGGGUUUCUUUUCUUUUCUUUUCAUUAAUUUUCAUAUUUGUAUCAAUUAUCUUUGUAUUUUCCGAGAUACAAAUCUACAAAUUAACCUUGUGUUUUCAUAUUAUUAA